Mesocricetus auratus (golden hamster) is the source of this 4922-nucleotide messenger RNA. RefSeq names its product zinc finger protein 316 (gene Znf316). Gene Ontology annotation, biological process: regulation of transcription by RNA polymerase II. The coding region runs from base 404 to 3373 and encodes 989 amino acids. Gene Ontology annotation, molecular function: sequence-specific DNA binding; DNA-binding transcription factor activity, RNA polymerase II-specific. Lineage: Eukaryota; Metazoa; Chordata; Mammalia; Rodentia; Cricetidae. The record is from RefSeq and is a predicted model, not a curated record. The transcript has 7 exons. Gene Ontology annotation, cellular component: nucleus.
GACCACACCCUAGCCCAUGUCAGGGUCAGACACGCGCUGCUGCUUGGAUAUCCACAAGGAGUCACCACUCUCCUCCACCAUCGUGAGAUCCAGGGAAAGUCCUGUGGACAUGGGCAGACUCCGUACACGUCCUGACACACACCGCGGUAGACCUAGGCCAUGGUCUGGAAGGAAGGGAUGCUCACUGGGGCUUGACGUCCUGGGCAUCUCCAAAGGAGUGGGCCUGAGAGCUUGCUGACUGCCAUCUCUCUUUUCCCCUGAAGACACGAAGCAGGAUCCUCUUCCAGCCCGCACCCCACUCUGCCCCUCAAAGCUGCAUAGGUGUCAGUGGUCUGACAGUGCUUGGGCCUGCCCUGGCUCAUGUGUGCGGAGAGCUGGGCCACACAGAGGCUCUCUCCUAGGGAUGAUGGCCGCCCUUCACACUACUCCAGACUCCCCAGCUACCCAGCCGGAGCCUGCAGAAGAUGGGUCGGAAUGUGAUGCUGACCCUGAGGAGGAGGAGGAGGAAGAGAAGGAGGAGGAGAAGGGGAGAGAGGAGGCAGAGGUGGAGGCAGAGGUAGCCGUGGAGGAAGAGGAAGUGGCCACACAGGCGGAGGCCAACUCAGAGCACAAGGCUGAUGCUGACAGUGCGGAGGAGGUGCUGGCCGAGGAGGGGACCCAGGGGCAGCUUAGCAAUGGUGGUGAUGUCAGGUCGCCAGUUCAAGGAAAAGCCCUGCAGGCCCCCCGGGCAUCUCCUACUAUUCAGGAUGAGGAACUGGAGGAAGAGGAGGAAGAGGAAGAUGACGAGCAUUUCCUGACUCAGGGGCUGGUGACUUUUGAAGAUGUGGCUGUGUACUUCUCUUUGGAGGAGUGGGAGAGGCUGGAUGUGGAGCAGCGGGACCUCUACCGGGAAGUAAUGCAGGAGAACUAUGGGAUCCUGGUCUCCUUGGGAUACCCAAUCCCUAAGCCAGAUCUGAUCUUCCACUUGGAACAAGGAGAAGAACCUUGGGUCCCAGACAGCCCCCAUCCUGAGGAGGGAGACAUCGUCACCGGUGUCUACACGGGAGCCUGGUUCUGGAACGAUGACAUAGAGGACCAUGAGGAGGAAGAUGACGAGGACUUCCUUGCUGAGAUGGCAGAGGAGGAGAAUGAGCCCCCUGGGCUAUGGUCUGCAGCCUAUGGUGUGGGGGAUGUGCCUGGGACUUGGGGUCCUGACGACUCAGAUUUGGUGCAGGCUCCAGUUGGUUGGGGACCCAACCCAGUUAGUCUCGGUAUCCUGGCCGAAGAGGUAGGAGCUAAACAUUUCCUGUCUGGCCGGGAGCCUGGGGAGAACUUCCUGGCUCCCUGGGCAUUUCCUGCAGUGGCUGUCCCCAUCGGACAUCCAGAGACUACUUGCAACGUGUGCGGCAAAGUGUUCCCCCACCGUUCGCGCCUGGCCAAGCACCAGCGUUACCACGCGGCCGUCAAGCCCUUCGGCUGCGAGGAGUGUGGCAAGGGAUUUGUGUACCGUUCGCACCUGGCCAUCCACCAGCGCACCCACACCGGCGAAAAGCCCUUCCCGUGUCCGGACUGUGGCAAGCGCUUCGUCUACAAGUCGCACCUGGUCACGCACAGGCGCAUCCACACAGGGGAGCGACCCUACCGCUGCGCCUUCUGCGGCGCAGGCUUCGGGCGGCGCUCCUACCUGGUGACCCACCAGCGCACGCACACAGGAGAGAGGCCCUACCCGUGCCUACACUGCGGCCGGAGCUUCAGUCAGAGCUCAGCGCUCGCCCGCCACCAGGCUGUGCACACUGCCGAUCGUCCUCACUGCUGCCCGGACUGCGGCCAGGCCUUCCGCCUGCGCGCCGACUUCCAGAGACACCGGCGCGGCGGCUGCACGGAACCCAGCGGCGGCGGUGGCACGGGGAUGGCUCCCCACGAGCUGGAGAUGGCAGUCGCAGCUGUAGCCACAGCGGAGCCAGAGGAAAUGGAGGCCAGGCACGAGGAGACGGAAGAGCCCGGGACUGGUGUGGCAGAUGGAGAAACCGAGGCUGAAGCCAGAGAGGACGAGGAGGUGGUAGCUGCAGCGGCAGAAGCCACUGUCCCCCACAGCAAGAAGGACCCUGAGCCAGACAGGCGGUUCCGUGAGAUGGGCAACGGCCUGAGCGAAGGGCCUUCCUCGCACCCGCUCGGCUUCCAUUUUCCCAUGCACCCCAAGUCUUGGCUACAUCCGGAUGGUUUCCCCAUACUGGGGUUCCCCGAGUUCUCCGAACGAAUGCAGGCCGACAGGCGCCAUCUCUCUGGCCCCCUGGGCGCCCCGCUGUCCCUGGAGAGCACGGGGUUGGCUUGUGACUCGUUCCGCAGCGCGGGCUCCAGAGUCGGGCCGGAUGGUGGCCUGCGAGCGUUCGCUCCAGCUGUCGGGUCGCUGCUGGCCGAGCCCGCACCCUCCGCAGUGGCGGAGGAGGAGAGCCCGUGGAUCUGCUCCGACUGCGGCAAGACAUUCGGGCGGCGGGCGGCCCUGGCCAAGCACCAGCGCUACCACGCAGGCGAAAGGCCGCACCGCUGCGCCGACUGCGGCAAGAGCUUCGUGUACGGCUCGCACCUGGCGCGCCACCGGCGCACGCACACGGGCGAGCGGCCCUUCCCGUGCCCGGAGUGCGGUGCUCGCUUCGCCCGCGGCUCGCACCUGGCGGCGCACGUGCGCGGCCACACGGGCGAGAAGCCGUUCGUGUGCGGCGUGUGCGGGGCGGGCUUCAGCCGGCGCGCGCAUCUCACGGCGCACGGGCGCGCACACACGGGCGAGCGGCCCUACGCGUGCGGCGAGUGCGGCCGGCGCUUCGGCCAGAGCGCGGCGCUGACCAGGCACCAGUGGGCGCACGCCGAGGAGAAGCCGCACCGCUGCCCCGACUGCGGCAAGGGCUUCGGCCACAGCUCGGACUUCAAGCGGCACCGGCGCACGCACACGGGCGAGAAGCCGUUCCGCUGCGCCGACUGCGGUCGCGGCUUUGCGCAGCGCUCCAACCUAGCCAAGCACCGGCGCGGUCACACCGGCGAGCGGCCCUUCCCCUGCCCAGAGUGCGGCAAGCGUUUCUCUCAGCGAUCUGUGCUCGUGACGCACCAGCGCACGCACACGGGCGAACGGCCGUAUGCAUGCGCCAACUGCGGCCGCCGCUUCUCGCAGAGCUCGCACCUGCUCACGCACAUGAAGACGCACCGCGGGCAGGCAGGUGCGCAGGCGCAGAGCACCACUGCCAAGGCCCCGGCACCUACCAAGGUAACGCCGCCUCCGCCGCCACCGGGGUCGGGUUCCGGGUCCGGAACGCUACUCGAGUUCGCAGGCGGAACCAGCUUUGGCUCCGAUCCCGCCGCGUUCGCCGGGCCCUCGGGCGCCUACGAGGAGAGCGUCCAGUGAGGUUGGUCGAAGUGCGCGGCACCUCCCGCUCCUCGACGCGGGCUGAGGAUUCCCAAUCUUGGGUGCCUCUGGGCCCUAUCGCCCCGAGCUUCUGAUCUCGCUUGGGUGAGCACGGGCCACCACCCUGAUCAAGAGCGCCUCAUCCCUGGAGGGAGAGCGGGCAAGGCCAGUUCGUUCAUCACGGAUUCCGAUUCAGGUGGCCCGUAGAGCCAGCGGCUUAGGAGUCUGGCUCCGGCUUUCUGAUAAGCGAGGGAGAAGCCCUAGCGUCGGGAGAGAGCGAGAGAUCAUUCGGCUGCUCUGCUCCUCAUCUGGGUUUCUUGGUGGGUUUGGCUUCUUCCCACUCUACUACGAGAUUCAGGAACCGUCUUCCUGUCACUUGAAUGUGUCCAGGAAGUUUUAAGAACGUGGUUCGUGGCAGGCAGGAGCCUCACUAGGCUUCGGAGGGAUGGAGUUGCAAACAGGGAAAGUUUGUGUUCUGUCGACUGUGGGUGUUUAUUUCCAUCUUUUGUAAGGCGUGAAGACUGGGGAGGAGUUGAAAAAGCAAGAUACCAAAUGGGUAGCCAGGUUGCAAAUGUUGACUAGAUCUGCGGGGAGUCGGAAGCCUUAUUCUUUGAAAACCCUUACUCCAACCCCUGAACACAGGUCUGUGGAGCACUGGCUACAGGUGGGUUUUGGUAUUGGUAUCCCCUCUAAGCUUGUUGGUUCUCUAGUGGCUGCAAGGGGCACACGCGGACAUCUUCGGAGUGCCUGGUGUGGGCAGAGUAGUUCCCUCGCAGCGCCCUCCGCUGGAGCAGGGGACUGCUCCCUGUGCUCAGCCUUUCACAGUACUGGGGUGGGUCCAGGAACCUUCCCUCUCAGCUUCUAAUAAGGGCCCUACAUCCUCUGCAAGCCUAACUCUGCUUCUGUAAUCACCCUAUCCUAGAGGCAGGUAGUGCUCCUGCCUCGGAUGGGUCCUUGGCCCACAGAGGGACUGGUGACUUGCACAGUGCUAGUGGUCCACAUAAGGCAUCACGCGGACCUGAGCUCACAGCGCCUUACUAUGCAAGGCCUUGCACAGUGCAUAGCUAACUCUCCAGCCUGGACUGCUGGCAUCUGAGGUGUGGCUCGCACAAGCCCCUCCCACCCUCCAUGAAUUCUGGGCUAGUGUGACUGGGAGCUAAAGAAGUGAGAUUUCCAGCUGCAUCCCCUUUUAGACCUAGAUCCUUUGUUGUAGUGUAGAGACACCCUUGGGGCCCAAGAGCUAACAGGCAGGCUGCUAGGUGCUGGGUGGGUAGUCCAGGGGUGGGAGGAGCGCUGGGGUGGUGAUGGUCAGAACUUACCUGACCAGGUGAGGUAGAGGGGGAAGGCAUGGGUCCUGAUUGCUCAGCAGUGGCCUCUCUGUCCCAUUUUUUUCUUCUUCCUUGUCUUCUGGGACAUGAAUUUCAGAAAAAGCCAAGGCAGGGUGGGCUGGAAGGGUACCGUUCUCAUCCCUCCUGGUCCCCAGCGGUUCCCACCCUGCCCCUCUGCUGUGGGCAGGAGGACCUAGCUUUAAUAAAGAUGGAGAAACAAG